Messenger RNA from Lathyrus oleraceus (garden pea), 1443 nucleotides. RefSeq names its product protein MIZU-KUSSEI 1. The transcript has a single exon. Gene Ontology annotation, biological process: hydrotropism. Lineage: Eukaryota; Viridiplantae; Streptophyta; Magnoliopsida; Fabales; Fabaceae. Bases 231 to 1022 code for a protein of 263 amino acids. The record is from RefSeq and is a predicted model, not a curated record.
GAUUCUCUUGCACUCACUAGCUUAAUCAAAAGUGAUUAAUUACAACAGAAUAAAGAUAGCUAGCAUCACUAAAUAAUCAAUUAAUUAUUACUACUAGUUAAAUUAAAUCAUAAAUAAAAUAAAAUCCCCCAACACAUCAAAACAAAUACUAAGAUUCAUUCUCUCCCUGUCUCUCUCUCUCUGUCUCUUUACUUCCUGUUCUUAAAGCUUUGUUUUUUUUUUCUCUGAAAAUGAAAACACCAAACAUGGAAGAAAACACAAACACAAACACAACGUUAACCUCUCAAGAUCUUUCUUCCAAGAGACACUUUCAUUGGACAAACAAAGUUGGAAAUGAAGAACCAGAAGAACCCUCAACCAUGUCCAAAAUCAUAGAAGAACAGACCAAAAACGACGAUGAAAAAGUUGUUUCAGGACAUUCAUCAACAACAAGGAAGAAGCUUCAAGCAGUAGCAAUUUCAAGGCUUCGUUCUGUUCUAACAGUCUUCAACAAGAACCGUUCAAAUCUUCCCUCUGGUCUCGGUUCACGAGUUGUUGGAACGCUCUUCGGUUACCGUCGUGGACACGUUCAUUUCGCUUUUCAGAAAGACCCCACUUCACAACCAGCUUUCCUCAUCGAGCUUGGAACACCUAUUACUGGUUUGGUUCGUGAAAUGGCUUCUGGGUUGGUUCGAAUUGCUCUUGAAUGUGACAAGGUGAAGGAGAAAGAAACAGAGAAGAAGAGUUUGAGGUUGUUGCAAGAGCCUCUUUGGAGGAGUUCUUGUAAUGGAAAAAAAUGUGGAUUUGCUAAUAGAAGAGAAUGUGGGGAGAAAGAUUGGGAGAUUUUGAAAGCUGUUGAACCUAUUUCAAUGGGAGCUGGUGUUUUGCCAAGUGCUGAAGGUGGUUGUUCUGAUGGUGAAGUUAUGUAUAUGAGAGCUAGGUUUGAGAGAAUUGUUGGGUCUAGAGAUUCUGAAGCUUUCUAUAUGAUGAAUCCUGAUAGCAAUGGUGCACCUGAACUCAGUGUUUAUUUGCUUAGAGUUUAGUUUCUUAGUUAGCAGUAUUAGCAUCUUGAAAAGCUUUGUUAAUUACUGUUUUUGUUAAUACUAAAAUCUUGGUUGGUGCAUGUUUGGAAUUACGACGAGUUUGACGAGAUCACGACGGUUUUUUCUCCGUCGAAAUUAAGGUAGCAUGUUGUGAAUCUGUGAAACUUGCCGUGAAUCCAAACAUGCACUUGGAAGGGUACACUAGUUGUUUGGAUCUUGAAUCAUGAAAUGGAGACCUAGUUGGGUUUCUGUUGUUUCUUUUUUAGGCUAGGGAGAAAGGGGGGAAAUUGUGGGUAAUCUAUAGUAUUUACAGCUUGGUGGUGGGGUGGAUCAAGAAAGGUGUAUAUGUAUAGUUUUAAUUUCAAUCCUUUUGAUUAGUGAUAUGAAAUGGAUGUUAAUGCUAAUCAUGAUUAUGUUCUCA